Raphanus sativus (radish) is the source of this 1156-nucleotide messenger RNA. Its product is annotated as NAC domain-containing protein 55-like. Lineage: Eukaryota; Viridiplantae; Streptophyta; Magnoliopsida; Brassicales; Brassicaceae. Gene Ontology annotation, molecular function: DNA binding. The record is from RefSeq and is a predicted model, not a curated record. The transcript is spliced from 3 exons. Bases 123 to 1076 code for a protein of 317 amino acids. Gene Ontology annotation, biological process: regulation of DNA-templated transcription.
ACAAGUAGCAAAGCUUCAAAAAAUUUGACGUUCAAAACAAACCAGAAAAAAAAAGAAGAAAGUUUAACGAAGAAUCAAAAAAGUUGUAAUACUUUCUUUGUCACGAGAGGAGAUAAAGAAAAAUGGGUAUCCAAGAAGUGGACCCGUUAGCCCAACUAAGCUUACCACCGGGGUUCCGGUUUUACCCGACGGACGAAGAGCUGAUGGUUGAAUAUCUAUGCAGAAAAGCUGCCGGUCACGAUUUUUCUCUCCAGCUCAUCGCCGAGAUCGAUCUCUAUAAGUUCGACGCGUGGGUCUUACCGAGUAAGGCGUUAUUCGGAGAAAAAGAAUGGUAUUUCUUCAGCCCGAGGGAUAGGAAGUAUCCUAACGGGUCAAGACCUAACCGGGUUGCCGGGUCGGGUUACUGGAAAGCCACCGGUACGGAUAAGGUUAUAUCAACGGAGGGAAGAAGAGUUGGGAUCAAGAAAGCUUUGGUGUUUUACGUUGGAAAAGCACCAAAAGGCACCAAAACUAAUUGGAUCAUGCAUGAGUACCGUCUCAUCGAACCCUCUCGUAGAUACGGAAGCACCAAACUUGAUGAUUGGGUUUUAUGCCGUAUAUACAAGAAGCAAUCAAGCGCACAAAAACAGGUUUAUAGUAAUCUAAUGACGAGUGUAAGAGAAUAUAGCAACGAUGAUUCGUCGACGUCAUCUUCGUCUCAUCAAUACAAUGAUGUUCUCGAGUCGUUACACGAGAUCGAUAACAGAAGUUUGGGGUUUGCGGCCGGUUCAUCAAACGCACCUCCUCAUCAUAGUCAAAGAACAAGCCUGACCGAACAGAAAACCGGGUUUCUUAAUUUAGCUAGGGAGCCAAGCUUUGACUGGCCAAGUUAUGGUGGACAUACCUCGGUCCCUCAACUUACCCCGAGUCAUAACGUUCCUAGUUUCUGUUACGGCGAAGGUAGUGGUUAUUUUCAAAGUGUCAAGACAAAUGAAGAAGACGAUAGGAAUCAGCAACAAGCUGAGGGUUUCAGUGUUGACCCGGUUAACGGAUUCCCGAACUCGGAUCAACAACAUGAUGCUUUCGGUUUUAUUUAGUUGUGUAGUGGUGACAUAAUAAAAAAAAAGAAACAAUUGUAAUUUUGUGUAUCAGAUUAAUUAAGUAAGUGUAGAAAUUG